Messenger RNA from Armigeres subalbatus, 1257 nucleotides. RefSeq lists its product as uncharacterized. Bases 96 to 1190 code for a protein of 364 amino acids. The transcript is spliced from 2 exons. Gene Ontology annotation, molecular function: nucleic acid binding; zinc ion binding. Lineage: Eukaryota; Metazoa; Arthropoda; Insecta; Diptera; Culicidae. The record is from RefSeq and is a predicted model, not a curated record.
GCCCUCAGCUUCAGAAGUGGGAUACCGGUCCCCGCGGAAACACAACGGAAGUGCAGAUAAACGGAUUUCCUGACAUUUCGACGAAAUUCGCGACGAUGCCAUUGACGAGACAAAUGGCUGCGAAGCAAGCGGAAGAUGGUGCCGUGAGGAAGGGCGAUCCGCCAUUUUUUGAUGCGGAGAAUGACGAAACGAAGAUGGAUAACCCGGACAGUGACGAAGAGAAAACGAUUUUCAACCGAAACAACGCUCCGAAACUAGCCGGAGGAGUUAUACCAACAGCACAGAGUGUAGGUCAAUUUCCAACAAUGACAUUACACCCGUACGACGUGGGCCGCCUGAUCCCAGAGUAUUCGGAAGGAGACGGCGUGUGCAAGUGGUUACGACGAAUCGAUCACUUUCGUGUAAUUUAUGGGUGGACGGAACAAAUGUGCCUGCUAUACGCCUCGACUCGGUUGGCGGGUGCAGCCGCAAACUGGUAUAGACGUCAUGAGGAGCGGAUUUUCGAUUGGCACCAGUUUAAGGAUCGGAUUGUGAUUGCUUUCCCGGAAAUGUACGAUGAGGCUGAUAUUCAUCGUGAGCUGGAAUCUGUGCGGAUCGAAAAUGGCGAAUCCUACGAAUCGUAUGUUUACCGUGUAGAUGCCAUUGCGCAGAAAGGCGAUUUCAGUGUAUCGGCCACGCUGAAAUAUGUCAUCAAAGGAUUACGCAACGACAAAGUCUAUCGUAGCUUACUUUCAAACCAAUAUACAUCUUUACUGGAUUUGUUGCGGCAUAUCAAGUGGAUCGCUUCAAACAUGGAGAUGCUUCCAUCCGUCGUCGCCAGACAAUCGAGGGCCAAUGUUGUGUUACCAUCGUCGGGAACAGAAGUGACGUGCUACAAUUGCCGCGAGCAAGGCCAUCGAUCAGUGGACUGUCCAAAGCCUCAGCGCAAAGAGCGGUGCACAAAAUGUCUGCGGGUUGGACAUACAUCGGACGGUUGUUCAUCUCGCUAUCAUCCACCACAACAUGGGACAUUCGUUCGAACGGAAGGUGCAAAGCUAACCACCACCAACGCUAUAUUUGAAGGAGUAGAAUCGGGCAGCCAGGUUACGGUGAACCAAGCCUCUCAGCAGGAAAUUGAAGUCGAAGCAGCUGGAGAGCGUCUCCGUGCAAUGGCUUUGCUCGACACAGGAUCAGAACGACAACUACGAUAGAGAUUUGGGUAGUCUUCGAGAGGCAGCUAGCGAAAGUAUGCGGAAACAGCAGCAAUAUAACAAACAC